AUGAUAAGAACAAAGACAGUGAGACCUGUUGUACCUUUAGUUAGACUACAAUCUAGUAUCACCCCCAUUUCAUAUAUUGACGAUGACUUCUUAUCAUCAUCUAAUAAACAAGAAAUAGCUAAGUAUUUGAAAAAUUUAGGACCUUUCCCUACAUAUUCCAAUAUUUUGAAUCCUCAACAUUUCUAUCAAAAUGAAGUAUUAAUGAAAUAUUUAAAGAUGAACCCACAUCCUGUAUCAUUACGACAGUUAGCGGCUUUCGGUAAGAAAUUGACCAAAGAGAAGAUCUUAUCAAGUGCCAAUUUUGUGAGAUUAGAAUUACCUAUCAGAUUAGCUAUAAGGAUUCGAGAUUUACAAACCUUACCAUUUGGAAUAGUCAACAAUUUCCAUUUCAGUCAAAUCUAUGAGAGUUAUUAUCACCUGUUUAAUGCUUUCAGAAAGAUGCCCAAGAUUACAAACAUACAAGAACAUGAGAAAUUCUGUAAACAGUUAUCUAUAAUGUUAGAUGAUCAUGUUUUCAACUUGUCGCAUCUUAUGAUGGGAGCCUUGGAAGUAUCUAUUUUAGAAAACUUCCCCCAAAAGGAUUUGGAUGAGUUUAUGAGUUCAAUGAUAAGAUCUAGAAUCAGUAGAAGAGUCAUCAUUGAAGAACAUCUAUCAUUAGCUGAGAAUUAUAAUAAACCUCAAUCAGUUAAACCUCCAGAUUAUAUUGGUGAGAUGUUUGAUGAUUGUAAUGCUGUUGAUCAUUUAAAGAUUGUUAGUGAAUUGAUUAAGAAUUCCAUGACAGAUAUUUAUCCUAAUAAGGAAACCAUGCCCGAUUUGGAGAUCGAAGGUGAUUCAAAUGUUUCCUUCCCAUUUAUGAUACCUCAUUUGCAUUAUUUAUUUGGAGAGAUCUUGAGAAACAGUUAUGAAGCUGUCAUUAAAAGACAUGGUAAAUUAACCACCAAGAAAUUACCUCCCAUUAAAAUCACCAUCAUUGACUCUGCUAAGCAAAUAAUAAUAAGAAUUAGUGAUGAAGGUGGUGGAAUAAGUCACGAUAAAUUGAAAGAUAUUUGGUCUUUUGGUAAGAAUCCUGAAUUGGCUAGAAAAUCCUUAGCUAAUUUCCAUAGAAUCCCAGGUUUACAAUUAUACUCAAACUUGAAAGUUACUAGUCUGGGAUCUUCAAUCAUCGAUAAAACUUCUUUAUUAGAAACAGCUGUUGGGGAUAUAAAUUCAUCAACAUCUACAAAAACCAAGACCUCAACGUUAGAAAGAUUGAUUACCAGACCAUAUGAAUAUAAACUUGGUCUUGGUUUACCCAUGUGUAAAGUUUAUGCUGACUACUGGAAUGGUGACUUACAAAUGAAUUCUCUUGAAGGCUUUGGCUGUGAUACAAGUCUUAUUAUCACCAAAUUGGGUUAUCACAGUCAAACGAAUCAAUUAGAUAGAGCUUAG
Molecule: messenger RNA, 1428 nt
Organism: Yamadazyma jaroonii
Lineage: Eukaryota; Fungi; Ascomycota; Pichiomycetes; Serinales; Debaryomycetaceae
Source: the annotation of a GenBank genome assembly